Helianthus annuus (common sunflower) is the source of this 498-nucleotide messenger RNA. RefSeq lists its product as uncharacterized. Bases 1 to 498 code for a protein of 165 amino acids. The transcript has a single exon. Lineage: Eukaryota; Viridiplantae; Streptophyta; Magnoliopsida; Asterales; Asteraceae. The record is from RefSeq and is a predicted model, not a curated record.
AUGCCACCUAGACGUGAUCAAGCACAAGAUGCUACACUCGCAGCCCUUGUCGCUCAGCGGAUUGCUGCUGUGAUUCCGAAUCUAAUUACUCAGAUCAAUCAAGUGAACAACAAUAACAACAAUAACAAUGCUCAGUGCAGUUUUAAAACUUUUAACUCGGCUAAACCACUGAAAUUUUAUGGGUCUCAAGGAGCAACUACGCUCCUACAAUGGUUCGAGAGUUUGGAAAGCACAUUUAGACAUGUUCAAUGUCCGAAUGAGCGAAAGGUUGAGUUUGCGUCCAGUGUGUUCGAGAAACAUGCUCUAACAUGGUGGAACAGUGUGAUGAGGGAUAGGGGUGCUGAGGUGGCUUUGGCACAAACUUGGGAAGAGCUGCGGGCUCUCAUGAUGAGGGAGUUUUGCCCCCGUCACGAAAUAAGAGCAUUGAAACGAGAGUUCGAUGAUUUGAAACAGGAUAAGGAGAACACUGUGCUUACACGGAUCGUUAUGAGGAGUUGA